Messenger RNA from Ictalurus punctatus (channel catfish), 4721 nucleotides. RefSeq names its product alpha-2-macroglobulin-like protein 1. Gene Ontology annotation, cellular component: extracellular region. Lineage: Eukaryota; Metazoa; Chordata; Actinopteri; Siluriformes; Ictaluridae. The record is from RefSeq and is a predicted model, not a curated record. Gene Ontology annotation, molecular function: endopeptidase inhibitor activity. The transcript has 35 exons. The coding region runs from base 39 to 4433 and encodes 1464 amino acids.
UCAUAUCUGAUCUGAUCGUGUACAGAGUCUGUCGCAGGAUGCAUCUUUCGGGAGCGAUUUCUGCACUUUCAUUGCUUUUUCUAAGCAUCGUAGCUCAGAAAACUGCAAAUGACACCUUUUACCUCCUGGCCGUGACCUCCCAGGCUGUAGGGGGCACCACAGAGACCGUAUGCAUCACGGUCAACUCUCGUCAAUCUGUUUCACUGAUUGUGACCCUGGAGUACAACCAAAAGAGAGCCACUCUUUUGAAGGAAUUGCGUGUAAUACGAGAAUACUACCGAUGUGUCCCCUUUCAGGUUCCUGUCGUAAGCGUGGAAUCAGUGGCGUCUAUUGACAUUCAGAUCGAAGGGAACACGUUGCAGAACAAGACGACAAACAUCCUCAUCAUACCUCCGACUCAGCUGAACAUCAUUGCUACCGAUAAACCCAUCUACAAACCAGGACAAACAGUGAAUUUCCGCGUCGUCUCUUUGGAUUCCAACUUCCUCACCUACAACCAGACGUUUCCAACGAUAGAACUGCGGGACCCGAACUCGAACCGUAUUGGUCAGUGGCUGAACGUCUCCACGAACAGCGGCCUGGUGGAUCUGUCGUAUCCCUUAAACUCCGAGGCUACAAAUGGAUAUUACGUCAUCACAGUCUGGAACAAGAAUCUCGAACAGAUCUCAGAAACCUUCCAAGUCAAGGACUACGUGCUACCGACGUUUGAAGUGACGGUGCAGCUUCCUCCAGUCAUAACCAUCCUGGACACGUUCAUGACGCUGAACGUGUGUGCGAAAUAUACAUACGGGAAGCCGGUGAACGGUACGGUGAAGGCCACAGUCUGCCAUAACAGCUACAGAUACUGGUGGCUUGAACUAUCAAGAUCACAGACAUCAGACAUCUGCAGAAAUUAUACCCUGCAGACCGACAGGAUGGGGUGUGGACGAAUUAACUUAACUCUGACUGAAUACGCGCUGACCAAUUCACUCUAUGAAUCUAUAAUCAGCGUUAAUAGUGAAGUGGAAGAAUACGGCACUGGCGUGAUUAUGAAGGGUUCAGGAAGCUCUAGUAUAACAACUAAUAUUGUCAACCUUUCGUUUGAGGAUUCACCAACAACGUUUAAGCCCGGAAUGGCGUAUGUAGGAAAGAUUAAACUGACUGACCUAAAUUCCAAUCCUGUGAAAGGGAAACCGGUGUAUCUGACUCUAAGUUACGGCAAUAAUAUCAAUUCAGUUCAGACGCUGGUUACGAAUGACGAAGGGGUCGCACAGUUGUCCCUCAACACUGAACCUUGGGGUUUGCAGCCAGUCUCUUUAACGGCUCGGUAUGAAAAGACUGAGAGAGAAUAUAUAUAUGAGAAUAAUCGUCUCAUGCCGUACUACCCCUCCGCCUACCUUUGGCUUCAGCCGUUCUACUCUAAGAGCCAGAGCUUUAUUGUACUGAAGAGCAACUCGACGCCUUUCAGCUGUGAUAAAAGUGCGUCCAUUGUGGCUCAGUACCUGAUACGUGACAGCUCAUACAGACCACCUGGAUUAGGCCAGAGGACCUUCUACUACAUGGUGAUGUCCAGAGGACAUUUAGUUCAGAAAGGACAACUCACGGUGCCCCGCAGCCCGAGACAAGUAGCCGAGAUCAAGGGCCAAGUGGUUCUGACACUGCAGAAUGUGAACAAGUUGUCCCCGGUCGCUCAGGUGGUCCUGUACACACUCCUUACCACUGGCGAGGCCGUGGCAGACAGCAUGAACUACGCCGUUCAGCCGUGUUUGACUAACAAGGUGUCUCUGAAUUUCACAUCUCCUUCUGAGCUUCCUGGUGAUAAGACGUCACUGACCCUUAAAGCUGCUCCAGGCUCGCUGUGUUCAGUGAGAGCCAUUGAUAAGAGUCUGCUUCUGCUGCAACCGGAGAAAGAACUCAACAUUGAAUCUGUGUUCAACAUGCUGCCUGUCCAGAUGUUAUCAGGAUAUCCCUACAACGUCUAUGAUGAGGAUUCGUACCCAUGCUGGAGACGCCCACCUUUCAGAGAAGUAAUGGAAAGAUCGAUCCGUUAUUUUCCUUACAACGGAAGAGUCGACGUGUACAGCAUCUUUAAAGAUGUUGGAAUCAAGAUCAUGACCAACACUGAUAUCAGAAACACUUCUGCGUGCUCUGAUAUUUUGCCGUAUAUGAGGACCGAAAGCAUGGACGGUCUGGCUCUCGUAGACAAAGUUGAAAGCAUGGACGGACCGGCUCUUGUAGACAGGGUUCACACUGCCAGCAUUCUACCCCAACCAGUCACUACCGUCCGCAAAUAUUUCCCAGUCACGUGGAUUUGGGAUCUUGUUCCAGUCAGUAAGUCUGGAGUGAAGCAGCUUAGUAAAACAGUCCCGGGCUCCAUCACUACAUGGCAGGCCGAUGCGUUUUGUACGUCGCCCGUCGGAUUCGGAGUUGCCCCGAAAACCGAGCUAACUGCCUUCCAGCCGUUCUUUGUGAGCCUCACCAUGCCGAGCUCCGUCAUCCGAGGAGAAGUGUUCACGCUCAAAGCCACCGUCUUCAACUACCUCCGAAGCUGUAUGAUGGUGAACGUGAGUUUGGCCAACUCGAAGCAGUUUUCGGCGCAGAAGUGUAAGACCUGCAGUUACGUACGCUGUCUGUGUGCUGACGAGAGCUGGACCGUCUCCUGGACCAUCACACCGCAGGUUCUGGGGAAGGUAACGAUCAGCGUGAAGGCGGAGGCCAUGCAGUCGUCGAUUCUGUGUGGAAAGAAUGCGGUUUUUGUACCACAGAAAGGACGCAUCGACACUAUCAUUAAGACACUGCUGGUGCAGGCUGAAGGAACCAAACAGUAUAAAAGCUACAAUGAGCUUCUCUGCCCAUCAGACCGUGCAGUUGAGAAGACGGUCUCAUUAUCCCUGCCCAGGAUAAUCGUGGAGGAUUCGGCCAUGGCUUCCGUCUCAGUGGUGGGAGAUCUGAUGGGCCGAGCUCUACAGAACCUGGCGAGUCUCCUGGCGAUGCCAGGCGGCUGUGGAGAGCAGAACAUGCUGCGCUUCGCUCCCAACAUCUUCAUCCUGCAGUACCUGGAGAGCACCAACCAGCUCACGCCCCAGAUCAGGAGCACAGCCGAGACCUACCUCGUGAGCGGAUAUCAGACCGAGCUGACCUACAAACACUAUGAUGGAUCUUAUAGUGCUUUUGGAAUGAGCGAUGCAUCAGGCAACACAUGGUUGACGGCGUUCGUGAUGAAGUCUUUCGGAAGUGCCAUGCGAUACACCUUUAUAGAUCAGGUGUUUGUGGACCAGGCGAAGUCCUGGCUCGAUCAGCAGCAGCAGGCUAACGGAUGCUUUGCCUCAGUGGGACAACUCUUCCACACUGACAUGAAGGGAGGGGUGAAUGAUGAGGUGACCCUCUCAGCGUAUAUCACAGCUGCAAUGCUGGAACUCAAUUACACAAUUACAGAUCCUGUUGUGAACAGCAGUCUUACGUGCUUGAGGAAUGCGUACACUCAGGUGAACUCCACCUACGCCAAGGCUCUUCUCUUCUACACCUUCACUCUAGCUGGAGAUCAGGGGAUGAGGAACACACUCAUCUCAGACCUGGAUUCAAAGGCUAUAAUCUCAGGAGGCAGAAGGUACUGGAGCAGAGUGAAUGAUGGGUCUGUGACGGACUCUUUGGAGGUGGAGAUGACCUCGUAUGUGCUUCUGGCUCUGAUGUCUGGACCCCAGCUGUCCGGGUUCGGUCUGGGUUACAGCAGUAGCAUCGUCCAGUGGCUUUCUCAGCAGCAGAACGCCUUCGGGGGCUUCGCUUCUACACAGGACACUGUCGUGGCUCUCCAGGCUCUGGCGAAAUACAGUCUCGCCACCUACAGUCCAGCAGGAGGUGUUACUGUUACUAUAACAUCACCAUCAUGGGUGAUUACCUCGUUUACCAUCAAUCAGAGUAACAGGCUGCAGUAUCAGGAGAGUCAGCUGGAGGUAGUUGAUGGAGAUUAUAACGUCACAGCAGAAGGGAAAGGCUGUGUGUACGUGCAGUUCACUUUGCGCUACAACAUCCCUCCUCCUCCUGACCGUUCUUCAUUCAUCGUCGCGGCCUCAGCGUCUGGAAACUGCAGGGUCCCAAAGCCAUCUCUGGAAGUGACCGUUACUGUCAUGUAUAACGGUAAACGACCGACGACCAACAUGGUGGUCAUCGAGGUCAGGCCUCUGUCUGGAUUCACGGCGGACAAGACGUCUGUGACGCUGUCGAACGCCAAUCCUAACUCGACUGACGGAAUUGUGAAACGUGUGGAUGAAAUAGAGGGCAACGUUAUCAUCUAUCUGGAUGGACUGACAAAGGGAAUUGAAAAAGAGUACACCCUGACGAUCGUGCAGGACGAUCUAGUGGAGAACCUGCAACCAGGGAUUGUGAAGGUUUACGACUACUACGAGAUCGGUGAUUUGGCUGUAAUUGACUACCCCUCACCGUGUCUCGUUCAGUGAGAGUUUGAUCAUGAGCUGAGAGAGCACAGCCGUUUUUUCUGCCUAUUUUACAGUUAUCAACAAAUUUCUUCAAAACUUAAGCAACUACUGAAUAAUAAAUAUAGCAUGCUGGUUUUUGUCCUUUCUGAUUUCUUGUCCUUUUUGUGCCUAUUUCUUUCCAGUAUAUUGUACUGGAAUUCAUUAAUAGAUGUAAUGCCACUCCUUAAGACAAUUUUUAUGAUCAUUUAAAAUUUUGAUUCAUAGAGUUGUUGAUUGAAAGUCUAAUAAAUAUGCUUAAAAAAACCCUAA